Messenger RNA from Oryza brachyantha (malo sina), 360 nucleotides. Its product is annotated as pollen allergen Phl p 2-like. Lineage: Eukaryota; Viridiplantae; Streptophyta; Magnoliopsida; Poales; Poaceae. The record is from RefSeq and is a predicted model, not a curated record. The coding region runs from base 1 to 360 and encodes 119 amino acids. Gene Ontology annotation, cellular component: extracellular region. The transcript has a single exon.
AUGGCUUCCCUCUCCUCCUCCUUGCUACUCACGGUGGCAGUGUUGGCGGCAUUGUUGGUCGUUGGCUCGUGUGGCACUGCACUCACCUUCACGGUUAGCGAGGGCUCUAGCUCCACCAGCCUGGUCCUCGUCACUAACGUUGCCAUCUCUGAGAUGGAGGUCAAGGAGAAGGGUGCCCCUAACUGGAGUGAGCUUAAGGAGUCAUCGACCAACACCUGGAAGCUCGAGAGCAAGGCGCCACUCAAAGGACCCUUCUCCGUCCGCUUCCUUGUCAAGAAUGGCGGUUGCCGUGUCAUCGACGACGCCAUCCCUGAGGAAUUUAAGACUGGCUCAAUCUACAAGACUAGUAUCCAGAUAUGA